Anolis sagrei ordinatus is the source of this 3002-nucleotide messenger RNA. RefSeq names its product WD repeat domain 20 (gene WDR20). NCBI's taxonomy places the organism in Eukaryota, Metazoa, Chordata, Lepidosauria, Squamata, Anolidae. Gene Ontology annotation, molecular function: protein binding. The record is from RefSeq and is a predicted model, not a curated record.
CGGCGCGAGCGCUCCGUGGGCUUCCCUUCUUCCGCGCUGGGACCGAAGGGGAAAGGCGAGUUCCUCUCCGCCUUUUCGCGCGCCUGCGCACUGGCCCUUACAUCCGGGGCCUGGCCACAGGAUGAAUGCUCCUUUCCAAGAUGGCGGCGGAGGGAGGAGGGAAGGAGAUGAACGAGAUUAAGACCCAGUUUACCACCCGCGAGGGGCUCUACAAGCUGCUCAGCCACUCCGAGUACAGCCGGCCCAACCGGGUGCCCUUCAACUCGCAGGGCUCCAACCCCGUCCGCGUCUCCUUCGUCAACGUCAACGACCAGAGCGGGAACGGCGACCGGCUGUGCUUCAAUGUGGGCCGGGAGCUCUACUUCUACAUCUACAAGGGGGUCCGCAAGGCUGCUGAUUUGAGUAAACCAAUAGAUAAAAGGAUAUACAAAGGAACACAACCGACAUGUCAUGACUUCAAUCAUUUAACAGCCACAGCGGAAAGUGUUUCUCUACUAGUGGGCUUCUCUGCAGGGCAGGUGCAACUUAUAGAUCCUAUUAAAAAAGAAACUAGCAAAUUAUUUAAUGAGGAAAGACUAAUAGACAAGUCCAGAGUAACUUGUGUAAAAUGGGUGCCUGGUUCAGAAAGUCUCUUCCUAGUAGCUCAUUCCAGUGGCAAUAUGUACUUGUAUAAUGUGGAACACAAUUGUGGCACCACAGCCCCACACUAUCAGCUACUUAAACAAGGAGAAAGCUUUGCAGUCCACACAUGCAAGAGCAAAUCAACGCGAAAUCCUUUGCUUAAAUGGACAGUAGGUGAAGGUGCCCUGAACGAAUUUGCUUUUUCCCCAGACGGGAAGUUCUUGGCAUGUGUAAGCCAGGAUGGCUUUCUGCGAGUGUUUAACUUUGAUUCAGUAGAGUUGCAUGGUACAAUGAAAAGCUACUUUGGAGGACUGCUAUGUGCAUGUUGGAGUCCAGAUGGAAAAUACAUUGUAACAGGGGGAGAGGACGACUUGGUGACUAUCUGGUCUUUUGUGGAUUGUCGAGUUAUAGCUAGGGGCCAUGGACACAAAUCAUGGGUGAGCGUUGUGGCCUUUGAUCCGUAUACCACUAGUGUAGAAGAAAGCGACCCAAUGGAAUUUAGUGGCAGCGAUGAGGAUUUCCAAGACCUUCUUCAUUUUGGAAGAGACCGAGCAAACAGCACACAGUCUAGGCUGUCAAAAAGGAACUCUACAGAUAGUCGCCCAGUAAGCGUAACAUAUAGGUUUGGUUCAGUUGGCCAGGACACGCAGCUGUGUUUAUGGGACCUAACAGAAGACAUUCUCUUCCCUCACCAACCCCUCUCGAGGGCAAGGACACACACAAACGUCAUGAAUGCCACAAGUCCGCCUGCAGGAAGUGGCGGGGCUAACCCAGGAAGUAAUGGAAAUAGCAUCUCGACGCCUGGGAACUCUGUGCCCCCUCCUCUUCCACGAUCAAAUAGCCUUCCGCACUCUGCAGUUUCCAAUUCUGGCAGUAAAAGCAGUGUCAUGGAUGGUGCCAUUGCCUCCGGCGUUAGUAAGUUUGCAACCUUAUCGCUACACGACCGGAAGGAAAGACACCAUGAAAAAGACCACAAGAGAAACCAUAGUAUGGGACAUAUAUCUAGCAAGAGCAGUGACAAACUGAACCUAGUUACUAAAACCAAAACAGACCCAGCAAAAACUUUGGGAACGCCUCUGUGUCCCAGAAUGGAAGAUGUUCCUUUGUUAGAGCCUCUUAUCUGUAAAAAGAUAGCACACGAAAGACUGACUGUGUUAAUUUUUCUUGAAGACUGUAUAGUCACUGCUUGUCAGGAGGGAUUUAUUUGCACAUGGGCAAGGCCUGGUAAAGUGGGUUUAUUGCCAUCUCAAAACCAGGCCAAUUCUCCAAGUGGAACUGUAGUAUAGCCAUCACACUCCUGCUAGCAAAUCUUUGAACACAGAACAAGAAGUAAUGGCAUUGGAAUCUGGAGCUGCCGUUGAGCCAGAGAACACCACAAAUUCUUAAAGGCAGAGUGUAAACUUGGGAGUUAUGUGAAUCACAUAGUGUUUUACUACAAAAUAAUAAUAAUAAUGUAAUGAACUCUUUUUAAAAGCUAAUAUUUUUAGGCUGCUCAUCCAAAGAAGAAUUUUGCUUUAAAAAUGCUUCUUUUGGUGCUGCAAUUAAAAAUAGUAAAACUUUUUUUCCAGUUUCUUUAUACUUCUCACUGUAAUUGAAUCAUAUACGUAACAUACACAUAUGCGUGUAAAAUAAAAAUGUUUCUUAAAUUGAAGUAUAAUGGUGUUAUAAAUUAGAAAUUCACUGUUGAGUUUUUUGCACUGAUUUUUUUAAAAACCAGAGAUGGUUAGCCUGGAAUGCUAUCAUGGGAAAUGAAAGUCAUUCCUUUCUGACUUCGCAAAUGUAAUUCAGGAAGAUGGAUGCUGCAAUCGUAGGUGUUUGUUUUUUUCUAAAAAGAUUGUUUGCACUUAAAUAGCUUAAUGCUAAUAGAGAAUUACUUUUAAAUGGGUGUUUGGACACCUUCUAAAGCUAUGUUAUUGAAAGAAGAGAUCCUUUGUAUCUAUUAAACAUUUUAUUUUAAUAAUGUUUUCAGCUACAAUCAGUCUGUACUAUAUAUGUAUAUAAUGUAAUUCAGUGAUUGGGGGAAGAAUCAGUCAUGACACUAGUAAUUUUAUCAUUUAAGAAAGUGAUAUUUCUAAUUCAGAAAAAACAUUAAACUAUCUUGAAUAUACGGUUUUGUUUAUGUUCUGUUUAAAUUAAAUCCACUUUGAUGUAACUUUUUGAAUGUAAUAUUUUUGGUAUGGACAUGGUUUAAUCCCUGUGAAAGAUUUACUCCAUUUGAAAAAUACUCAGGUCAGAUUCACUACCUAUUGAGACUGGAUUUACCCCUGCACUUUAUUCUAAAGGAAAGUUUCUUUUUCUUCCACCUCUAUGCUUUGGAACACUACACUAAUUUCUAAGAUAUGUCUAAGUUUUUAAAAAUAAACAGUGGUUAUUUAACAGUG